Molecule: messenger RNA, 1689 nt
Organism: Tinamus guttatus (white-throated tinamou)
Lineage: Eukaryota; Metazoa; Chordata; Aves; Tinamiformes; Tinamidae
Source: RefSeq, a predicted model, not a curated record
AGGUACUCUGUGUCUGCAUGCUAACUACAAUCCUAGGAUGUAUAUUCGGCCUGAAGCCUAGCUGUUCAAAAGACGUGAAAACCUGUAAAGGUCGUUGCUUUGAAAGGACGUUUGGAAGCUGUCGCUGUGAUAGAGAUUGUGUGAAGCUUGGAAACUGCUGCUUAGAUUACCAGGAGGCAUGUAUACAACCAGCCCGCAUAUGGACCUGUAAUAAAUUCAGGUGUGGAGAGAAGAGACGACCAGAAUAUCAUUGCUCCUGUUCAGAUGAUUGUGUGGAAAAUAAAGAUUGCUGUGUCAAUUAUCAUGCUGUCUGUAAAGGAGAGGCAAGCUGGGUUGAAGAAGAGUGUGAGGACAUUACUGAACCUCAGUGUCCAAAAGGAUUUACCAAAUCCCCAGUGUUACUGUUUUCACUGGAUGGCUUCAGAGCAGAAUAUUUGAAGACUUGGGGUGGACUUCUACCUGUUAUUAGCAAAUUACAAAAAUGUGGAACGUAUACGUCCAAUAUGAGACCAGUGUAUCCAUCAAAAACAUUUCCCAAUCACUACUCCAUUGUCACAGGGCUGUAUCCUGAAUCUCAUGGUAUAAUUGAUAACAAGAUAUAUGACCCCAAAAGAAAUGCAUCUUUCACCCUUAAAAAUGAGGAAAAGUUUAAUCCACAGUGGUACCAAGGACAGCCUAUUUGGUUAACAGCUAUGUAUCAAGGCCUCAAGGCGGGGACGUUCUUCUGGCCUGGCUCAGAUGUAGCAGUUAAUGGAAGCUUUCCAAACCUGUUUGAAAAAUACAAUGGCUCAAUUCCAUUUGAAGAAAGAGUGAUAACUGUUCUUCGCUGGCUCCAAUUACCCGAAAAAGAAAGACCACACUUUUACACUCUGUAUUUAGAAGAACCAGAUUCCUCGGGCCAUAGGUUUGGACCAGUAAGCAGUGGAGUCAUUUUGGCAUUACAGAGAGUGGACAGCAUAGUUGGGAUGCUGAUGGAUGGUCUCAAACAACUGAACUUGCAUAAGUGCCUGAACAUUAUUUUUGUAUCAGAUCAUGGAAUGGAAGCAGGGAGCUGUAGAAAAACUGCGUAUCUGAACACCUAUCUGGACAAUGUUCAAGAUUUCCUAAUAAUACCUGGCCCCGCUGCUCGCUUAAGACCUAAUAAUGUUCCAGAUGAGUAUUUCUCUUUUAAUUAUGAAGGCAUUGUCAGAAACCUCACAUGCAUGGACCCAAAUCAGCCUUUCAAAGCAUAUAUGAAGCAGCAUCUUCCGAAACGUUUUCAUUUUGCCAAUAAUGACCGAAUUGAACCAUUACAUUUUUAUUUAGAUUCCCAGUGGCAACUUGCUAGGAGACCACUUGAGAUUAAAAAUUGCAGAGGUGGAUUCCAUGGCUCAGACAAUCGCUUCGCCAGUAUGCAGGCUAUAUUUAUUGGCUUUGGUCCAGGAUUCAAGUUUCAUACUCAAGUUGAUCCAUUUGAAAAUAUCGAAGUCUAUAAUUUGAUGUGUGGGUCCAUACUUGCUCUAACACCUGCUUCUGUGAGAGACAAAAGUGUUACCAAAAGAUUUGAUCCAGAAAGCACUUAAUGGGAACACUGCACAUGUUUGAGAUCAGUGGCAAUAUUCAGAUUUGCUUGAUUUGCAACCAGCCCCAAACAAUGGAACUCAUGGCCGCCUAAACCAUCUUUUAAGGAACCCUGUUUACACCCCCCAC